GAGAGUGCGAGUGAAAGAAGGGAGGGUGGAAAGCUGGAGGCAAUCCCGCCCACUCUUGCCCUCGACUUAUAAAGGACCUCAAGAAUGGAAAAGACCUGCUGAGAAAUACAAGCCAACAACCGAGAUAAAGGAGGGAGACCCAGGACGGGAGUGAGAGAGAGAGAGAGAGAGAGAGAGAGAGAGAAAACGAAGAGGGGAAGCAAGAAAGGACUUUAAAAAGGCUGCACAAAUGGAUGAACAGCAAGAAAUGAAAGUCAAGAAUCCGUGGCACAGGCCACAUAUCUUUCUUGCCACUGCUGGUAUUGCAGCUGCAAUCAUCAUAAUGGUGGCCAUUGCAGUUGUACAGAACAAGCCUCUACAACAGAAAUACAAGUACGGGAUAGUUCUUGACGCAGGGUCUUCCCACACAUCUGUUUAUAUCUACGAAUGGCCAGCUGAGAAAGAGAACAACACUGGGAUGGUCAAGCAGAAACAGGCGUGCAGUGUAAAAGGCCCAGGGAUCUCCAGUUACUCAAAGACUCCAGAGAAGGCUGGUGAGUCAUUGAAGGAGUGUAUGGAUAAUGCCACGAAGACCAUACCUAAACACAGACACCCUGAAACUCCUGUAUACCUGGGAGCCACAGCAGGCAUGAGACUACUCAAGAUGGAAAAUGAUGUUGACUCCAAAAAAGUGUUGGCGUCUGUGGAGAAGUCUCUUCAGACGUACCCAUUUUCCUACCAAGGAGCUCGUAUUAUCACUGGUCAAGAGGAGGGAGCUUUUGGCUGGAUUACUGUCAACUACCUGAGUGAAAACUUCAGAAAGGCUUCCAGGACUGUGGGAGCUCUUGACCUAGGUGGAGCCUCCACUCAGAUCACCUUCGUGCCUGGACAGCAAGUGGAGUCUUCAGACAACUCUAUUGAUUUCCGCCUCUAUGGAAAUGAUUAUCAUCUUUACACCCACAGUUUCCUUUGUUAUGGAAAGGACCAAGUGCUAAAGCUUUAUUUGGAACAGCAAAUACAACCAAACGCAGAUAUGACAGAUAACAUAAUUCUGGAGGACCCUUGUUUCCAUCCAGGCUACAAUAUCAUUAAGAGCUUUCAGAGUGUCUUUGACAGCCCCUGUGUCAAAAAUUUGACCAAUUCUCAGAAAGGACAGAAUUUCACACAUAGAGGUAUUGGGAAUUGGAAUAAAUGCAACCAAGCAAUCAAGGAGGUCUUUAAUACUUCUCACUGUCGUUAUUCAAGAUGUUCCUUUAAUGACGUCUUUCAGCCGCCUGUGACAGGAAGAUUUGGGGCAUUUUCUGCUUAUUUCUUUGUCAUGGACUUUUUAAAUGUGACCCCUGAUCACAGCUUAGACGAGGCAAAAAAAAUACUGGAAGCUUACUGCACCACACCAUGGGGCACUUUAAAGCAAAAACACCGUAAAGUGAAGGAGAAGUAUCUUGCAGAAUAUUGCUUCUCAGGUACCUAUAUCGUAUCCUUGCUUGAAGAUGGAUAUAAAUUCACAACUAAUGACUGGAAAAACACUGAAUUCAUCAAAACGAUUAAGAAUAGUGAAGCUGGCUGGACGCUGGGUUACAUGCUGAACCUGACAAACAUGAUCCCUGCUGAAGCUCCAGACACUCCACUUCUGCCUUAUGGGGGUUAUGUCUCACUCAUGCUUGUCCUCUCUUUCCUGAUUAUUGUCUGUAUCAUACUUGGUUGUAUAUUCUUCCGCCGACCAUCUGGCCCAGCCCAUAAAGAAAUUAUUUAGAGGCACUGACAUUCUGCUCUCUGUCCUUAUGGAACAAAUAUUUCUGAAGAAUGAAACCUAUGGGACUGAUAACCACUUUUUUAACUUCUUGUCAAGAGUUUAAAGCUGUGUGAUUUAAUAACAGGUCAGUGUAAGAGACUCUAUACCUCAUUUGAAGGUGACAAAGGCUGAAAUCAAGGAUUUGAAAUCUUGUUGAAUUGGAGGGCAUGAUGCGAGUUGACAUUUCUGAUUUCUAGUCUUUAAAAGCUGAUUCAAAAAAAUCUCAGGAGUAAUGAUCAUAACUGAAAUUGCAGAAGGCUGUAGGUUUCUUCUAAAAGAAAAUGCACUGAUAUGUAUAUUGUGUGCCUUCAAUCCUUAUGAAGAACCCAUAUUAAUCCUUGCACAUACAAAAA
Hemibagrus wyckioides is the source of this 2124-nucleotide messenger RNA. RefSeq names its product ectonucleoside triphosphate diphosphohydrolase 1 (gene entpd1). The transcript is spliced from 10 exons. Gene Ontology annotation, biological process: nucleoside diphosphate catabolic process. Gene Ontology annotation, cellular component: plasma membrane. Lineage: Eukaryota; Metazoa; Chordata; Actinopteri; Siluriformes; Bagridae. Gene Ontology annotation, molecular function: GDP phosphatase activity; UDP phosphatase activity. Bases 230 to 1732 code for a protein of 500 amino acids. The record is from RefSeq and is a predicted model, not a curated record.